UCCAUACACCUGUCAGAAAUCCGAGACGGGCGACUUGAAUCCAGCAGAGUUGUGGUGGUGCGCUUCAUAGAGUCCGAAGCAAAUGUACCCAGCAUGCUGGACAAAAUUAAACUGGCAAUGGGUAACAGUGACACUUAUGUUAUUACUGAUGCUCAAGGUAAUGAGGUCUUGGAGUCAGAAGGCACAACUGGUUCGUGUUAUUGGAGGCAGAAUUCAAGGAAACUUCAUGCUGUGGAAAGGGCUGCAUUCAGGCAGUGGCAGCUGAGGAGGGCUCAAAUGAGCCGAAGACAUCCGGACACCUCUGCACUGCAAGACCUGAAACAACAAGUAGAAGAAUUAUUGGAGGCCUCCCAGGGACUGGAGGCUGUAUCCCAGCAAAUCCAGAGCAUUGUCUCCAGUGCAGAGAGAGCUAUGACAAGAACCAUUGGGACGGCCCUAAAGGAAACUUUUUCAUGUUCAAUUUGCACUGGAAUUAUGGAAAACCCAGUGCUUACAUCAUGCUGCAGGAGCAUUGUGGGGUGCAAGCUGUGCGUCAACCAAUGGGAGGCAACAUCUGCCCAGUGCCCUAAAUGCCGCUCCGAAGAGUACCACGUGACUGAAGUUGCUGGUCUCUCCAGUGCCCUGGAUGCAAUUAAAAAUCUUGUUUAAAUUUCAAUAAGUUUCAACUUGUGCAGAAUCCAUUUCGGUCACCAGAGGACCAGGUUGCUGUGGAGAGGCAGUGUCCUGACAUUGCAUCUCUUUUUGAACGGGUUUUCAAUUUCCAACAAGAAGAGUUCCAAAAUGCUUUAAAAAAUACUAAUUGAUCUUGUUCGAGUUCAUGCUUAAGUGUUCCUUACUGUCUUCUGAAUUAAAGGAUACUCCACUUUAAAAUAAAUUCUGUCGUCAUAUACUCGCCCUCAUGUUUUUUUCAAUCCUUUAUGAACUUCUUUCUUCUGCUGAAUAGAAAGGAAGAUAUUUAGGAGAAUGUCAGUAACCAGACAGUUUCUGGUCUCAUUGACUUCCAUAGUAGGAAGAUAUAUAUUAUAUAUAAUAAUAAUAUAUAUAUUUUAUUAUCUAUUCGGCAGAAGAAAAAUUCAUAAAGGGUUGAAAAAACAUGAGGGUGAGUGUAUAUGAUGACAUUAAAUUUAUUUUAAAGUAGAGUAUCCUUUACAAAGUGAACUGGAUCAGGUUCCUGUGGAAUAAAAAAUGUU
Carassius gibelio (silver crucian carp) is the source of this 1190-nucleotide messenger RNA. RefSeq names its product E3 ubiquitin-protein ligase rnf8-A-like. The coding region runs from base 94 to 648 and encodes 184 amino acids. The transcript is spliced from 4 exons. The record is from RefSeq and is a predicted model, not a curated record. NCBI's taxonomy places the organism in Eukaryota, Metazoa, Chordata, Actinopteri, Cypriniformes, Cyprinidae.